Symbiodinium natans is the source of this 684-nucleotide messenger RNA. NCBI's taxonomy places the organism in Eukaryota, Dinophyceae, Suessiales, Symbiodiniaceae. The record is from the annotation of a GenBank genome assembly.
AUGCGGACCAGGAGCCGGUGGCCACGGAGCCUGUGGCACACCUCCUCCAGGUUUUGCCACGACCGGGACUCGGAUGUCCAGCGCUGCUUUGCGGCUUUUCGCGUGCUGCCGGUGCUUGGCUUCAAAGUCAUCCUCGCCAGCUCGGCGGGCAGCAUCUGCUUCAUGCUUCAACAGUUCGCCAUGGAUCCCUUUGGCUUGCGGGCACCGGAGGUGGCGAUGCUCAUGGCCUAUGUCGGCCUACUCCAGAUCGCCUCCCAGUCGCUCGUCCCGGCCUCCGCCGCCCCCUGGGAGCUCUACGUCACGUCCGCAGUAACCGUCGGAGGGAGCCUGCUGGGUUUGGGCCUGAUGCCGCCAUCCAAACAUGGGCUGGUGCUGUGGCUCGCGCCGCUGAUCCUGAGCUUCAACUCUGCCAAUACAGCCCUGGGCUCCCUGCUCACUUUCUACGUGCCGCAGUCUGAGCUGGGCACAGUCACCGGCCUCAGUGUGGCAACGAUGCCCCUGAGCAGCAUCCUGGCCGUGCAGGCCGCCGGGCACAUCUUCAAGCGCCACGGCUUCGCCGCGGUGCCGCUCUCUUCUGCGGGCUUCCUGGCUGCCGCAUCCGCGCUGGUGCUGGCGUGUGGAUGGCUGCCGCCCGAGGGGCCCCAAGAGGAGCAGGAGGAGGCCACCGUGCGCGAGGCAACGUAG